AUGGGGGACUUGCAAGGUAGCCAAAUGGCGUCGGGGAACCAAACCAUCACCGAGGCCAGCGCUGUCGUGAAGAGGCUCCAAACCCCGGAGGGCAUGCUCGCGCUAAUAGAGCUCUACGUAGGCUCAGUCGCCUUCCUGCUCCUCUUCCUUGUGGCUUUCGGUUCAUUGAGGCGUCGGAACAACAAUCCGAUGCUCAAUGUUGUCCUGUGGGCCGCGUACACUCUCUCGGGCUACUUGAUAACGUACACGCUCGGGCUAAUGCGCGAAUCCCCGUUCCACAACCCACUGUUCCCGCUGUGGGCGACUUUCUUGAUGAUCUUUCUUGGAAGCUCAAACUCUUUCUCUGCACAUAGUCUUGAGGACAACGAGCAGUGGAAGAAUUAUGCUUGUCAACACGUGGUCACGUUCAUAGGGUUACUAACAUUGUGGACACUCUAUCUGACCACCUUGCCGUCAAGGCUGGCGGUUUUCCUGCUCUAUUUCGUCAUCCUAGCGCUUAAGACCACAGAGAGAGCACUAUCGCUCGUGUCAGUAAGCGCAUUUGGCCGGGAUCGAAUGACAAAAUGGGUCGCGGAUCAUAUGUCAGUAAGCUCCAAGCAUCGUUGCCUGGAUCCCUGCGCCGAUCCCGAAACUAUGAAAGGGUACAAAUAUGUGGUGAAAGUGAGUCGGACCGUACUCGAGAAAGUCUUUGGUGAAGUCGCAGCACCAAAGGCAAAUUUUGAAACGGUCUCAGGAAAUUAUGAGGAGGAAGUCAUCACCAUAGAAAGGGUGUGGGAGUGCAAAGGGGCUCUUUUGAGCUCAAGCGGGGGAGACCGGGAUGGCAAGUUCAAGGAUAUUUGUCUCUCUUACGCGUUCUACCUGCUUCUCCGCACCAUGGUAACAGUUGUAUUCCUGAUGCCCAAAACCACAAAGCCCCAAGAUGUUGUUGUCCAAUUGGUGACAUCCAGUGGGUGGAGGGUCGACGUUCUCGUGACUGCGGUCGUUCUUAUGGUAUUCAUAUGUGUUGAGCUUGUUCAGCUCUUUCUGAUGGCUAUCUCCGACUGGGCGAAAGUUGAAUGGCUUUGCAACUACGUGCAAAAGCAGUCGUGGCAAGGGAGCAAGCGCAUCGAGAAGCUGAUAGGACUAAUAUGCGGAUUUCUCUACCAUUUCUGCAAAAUCAAUUUCGUCGAUGUCCAUGGGAGAGGUCAAAAACAAAGCGCUCCCGUUAGAUUGUCCGCUGAUGUGAAGAAGGCUGUGUUUGAUUCUCUGAUGAAGAGCAACAGGAAAUUGGCGAAUGGACAAACUUCUUUGAUGCUAAACAACAUGUCGGAUGAGCUAUCUUGGGCGUGUAGGCUCGAGACACAAACUGAAGUUAUAAUGGUUUGGCAUAUAGCUACGAGCUUUCUUGAGUAUAAGCGGCCGUUGAAUCACGAUCCAAACUUCAACAUAGCGACUAACUUGUCCAAAUAUCUUGCCUAUUUGGUGGCAUUCGCCCCGAGAUUGUUACCUGAUCACCUUUAUGACACGGAGAACAUCUUCAACCAAGUCAUCCUUGAAUCGCGGGAAGAGCUUAAGAUGUGCAAGACAUAUGGAGAAAGAAUCCACAGACUGAAGGACAUCGGGGAAAUACCAGAAGAUACGGAAACACCAGAAAAUAUGGUUAUACAUCGGGGCGCCCGGUUGGGGGUUCAAUUGCUGAAAGAGAACCAGCGGCGCAUUUGGAAGAUCCUGGCCGAGUUUUGGGCCGAACUAAUAUUGUAUGUGGCUCCAUCAGACAAAGCAAAAGCGCACGUCGAGCACUUAGCAAAGGGAGGGGAGUUUGUGACUCAUUUGUGGGCUUUGGUCUCUCAUGCCGGAAUAGAGCGAGAGCCUUCUAAUAAGUGGCAAACUCUCAGACGAAGCCAAAGCUGGCCCCAGCGAUGCAUAUGUGGUAUAGCUAGGGAAGCUCAUUCACGGCAGCUACCUUCUCCACCCUCGUUAGUCCCCCAUCUCUGUCCGCUCACACUAUUUGCUCAGUCAUCACAUGCUUGCGGCAACCAUGGCCAUGGCCAGUUAGAGCUUUGUGCUUGCUGCGGCCAGGAACUUGGAGAUUGA
Eucalyptus grandis is the source of this 2073-nucleotide messenger RNA. RefSeq lists its product as uncharacterized. The coding region runs from base 1 to 2073 and encodes 690 amino acids. NCBI's taxonomy places the organism in Eukaryota, Viridiplantae, Streptophyta, Magnoliopsida, Myrtales, Myrtaceae. The record is from RefSeq and is a predicted model, not a curated record. The transcript has 3 exons.